AGGUGUGAAGAUGUAAUGCUGGACAGAGAUGGCUUCUCCAAUAGAGACGGUCACCGGAUGGCCUUGUGGAUAAAUGGCCUCUUGGUGAAGUGGAGGGCACGAUGGUAAUGGGAAGGACAACACCAAUGCCCAGUUUCCACCUGGAGCCACGAAUCUUAAUCAUGUGCAUUGGAGUUUUGAUCAGAGCCCUCUGUUCUUGCUGCCCUGCCCCCUGUGAGUGUCCCACUCGUGACAAUUCCACCCUUUGUCGGCGCCGUUUUCUGAGCAUGGUUCCCUCAGACAUCCCAAUAUUUUCUCAAACGUUAGACCUUAGUCACAACUAUAUCAGAGCAGUGCCAUCGAACUCCUUCACACACCUUAAGUAUCUCCAAGAGCUGGACUUAAGUUACAAUCAACUUUCUAGGGUGGAACCAGGACUUUUCAGCGGUUUGCCUGCACUCAGGGUCCUGCUUCUCCACCAUAAUGAGCUCAAACUGUUGCCUCCUGGGAUCUUUUUAGGCAUGCCAGCCCUGUCAUGGUUAGAUGUCCGUGGAAACCAGUUGGUCAUUUUGCUAGACCAAACUUUUCAAGGUCUUGGGGAACUGAAGCACCUGGAGACUGGUGAAAACCCCCUGCUCUUCAUAUCUCCUGGUGCUUUUUUGGCGUUGCCUCAGCUGCAAAGAUUGGGUUUGGAGGACACUAAACUCAAUAAUGUCCCCAUAGGUGCUCUUACAGCACUUCCACGGCUUUCCGAACUGCGUUUGGGAGGAAUCAGCAAGAGCAUUCUUCGAGACCUUUCCUUCCCCGAUUUGCCCUUGCUGCGAGUGCUAGAAAUAGACUGCUGGCCUUCUUUAGGGAUUCUUGAGCCUCACAGCCUGUCUGGUUUAAAUCUUAGCUCGUUUUCUGUAACCCAUGGAAAUCUUACCACAAUCCCAGAGGAGGCACUUAAAGCCCAGAUUUACCUCCGGACGCUGGACCUCUCCAACAACCCAAUCUCUGAGCUCCCAGCCAGAGGUUUCAGCACACUACGGAGGUUGGAGGAGCUGAGGCUGAGCAGUGGGAGGCUGCAUUAUGUACCUUCUGCAGCCUUCUAUGGCCUUGGACAUCUCCGCAUGCUUGAUCUUUCAGACAAUCCCCUCACUUGGCUUGCAGAGGAUGCCUUGCCUUCUCCUCUUGGAGGCCUGGAGACUCUUCUCCUCUCUAAUACCAUGUUGUCCUGUGAUUGCAGGCUCUGUUGGCUUCUCCAUCGUGGACUUCGUUUUGGGGGAAAAUCCCCCAUUUGUGCAUCUCCAGACUCACUAAGAGGAAUGGUGAUCCCUGACGAUCCAGAAAAACUUUGCCCAGACUUAUUUACAUGCCAGCCCCCAAUUAUAGUAAAUCUUGGACCACGCAAGUUAAAGGUCAGAGAAGGAGAUAUACUAACCAUCUCCUGCAACAGUUUGGGAGUCCCACAACCUUCUAUCCAAUGGGUGCUACCACAAAACCCUCAGUUGGAGGACAUCAGGACAACAGAGGUAGUGACUGCAUGUCCAACUACCAGGCUGCCUUAUAACAUAUCACCACAAACAGUCUUUCCAACCACAGAUGCUCAUGAGAUACCUGACCGGACUGUACAGGUACCAACUCCUGCAAUGCCAGCUGCCAAGAGGAUCACCAUUAGCCCAGAUGACACUCUUCAAUUUGAUCCUGUACAAACAGAGCAUGCAGGGGCUUAUCUUUGUGUGGCCACCAACAUGGUUGGAAAUGACUCCACUUGGGUGCAUUUGGAAGUCGUGCCUUUUAACGGCAGCAAUGUGCCCUCUUCAGUGGCCACAAUGAAUGGUCACCUCCUAGUGGUCAUAACAGCUGGUGGCAUUCUGCCCUUCAUCAGCUCCGUGACCCUGUGCUUCAUCUUCAUGUUCCUUUGGAGCCGGGGAAGGGGGAACAUCAAACACAGAGCUCACAUCGAAUAUGUGCCACGGGGGAACCGAGGGUCAACAGAUACAGAGGAAAACAAAUUCACAAUGAAGCUGCUCUAAAGAAUGACCAGUUUGUUUGUGUCGUCAUCUUCCCAGUUGGAUAAAAUGGGAAGCAAGUCCCCCAGUACAGCCCUUUGCCCCCUUUGUAUAGUAUUGCCACUGACACGUCUCUGCGGAGAACCCAUGAUGGGAGCUUAAAUAGAAACAUCCCCUUAUAAUAAAGUAUCAUUAGAUACCGGGACCUUCAGUUCUGCUUCUCCCCAGUUUGAAAUUUAAGCGGCUCUCUGGUUACUUGGGUCAGACCAGUCGUGAAGCUCGAUGCUGUUACUGUUAUUAUCAUUAAUUAUCAUUAAUUAGUUACUAUUAGUAAUAUUAUAAUUAAAUCCCAAACUGGAGAUUGGCAAAAUAACUAAGUUCAAUUAUUCGCAAGCCAACAAACUGUAAAAGGGCUGAUAAUAUCUCAUUCUCAAAAGAUCAAUUUAAAGGGGAUGUAAAGCCCAAAAUAAUAAUGUGCCCAAUGAGAAAAGGCAAUU
Messenger RNA from Xenopus laevis (African clawed frog), 2470 nucleotides. RefSeq names its product leucine rich repeat and Ig domain containing 4 L homeolog (gene lingo4.L). The record is from RefSeq and is a predicted model, not a curated record. The transcript has a single exon. NCBI's taxonomy places the organism in Eukaryota, Metazoa, Chordata, Amphibia, Anura, Pipidae. Bases 102 to 1997 code for a protein of 631 amino acids.